Messenger RNA from Penaeus chinensis, 2066 nucleotides. RefSeq lists its product as uncharacterized. Bases 1479 to 2051 code for a protein of 190 amino acids. The transcript is spliced from 8 exons. The record is from RefSeq and is a predicted model, not a curated record. Lineage: Eukaryota; Metazoa; Arthropoda; Malacostraca; Decapoda; Penaeidae.
AAACUUGUUAACUUCUGGGUUCAUAACCUAGUGUUCGAACACACCCGAAUAUAUCUUUUCUUGUGCUUUCGUCUUCCGAACCACGGAUUUAUUAGUCAGAUGAAAAGCAACUACUGUCAAGAAACUCAAUAAUGAUUUCACUUUGCCAAAAUCUACACUAUCCCGUUGUGAUUGUAUUUGCAUAUCAAAAUUGAUUAAUGGAUAUGUGGAAAAUAAACAACGUAAAGAAGAUAAUGUUCACAGAAAAAAAAAAGAAAAAAAAGAUACAUAAAUAAAAAUCCUUAACCAACGAAGUGAUAUCAAGAAAAAAUGGACAAAAUCAAAAUAAUACUUAAUUUCUCAAAUAAAAUUUUAACUGAGAAACAAAAGCAUGUACUAUCCUAAGGCUUGGGCUAUUGUAUACCACAAAAUGAAUUUGCUUUUCAUUGAUUUUACUUGUAAUUUGAAAACUUUGUGGUAUCAUACAGAAUUGUGAUAUCUACAACAACGUCAGCUAUGUCACAAACACCCCUGCGAACAACGUUUUCCGAAAAUUCUUGCACCAGAGAAAAGCUUAUACGAAUUCCCUUGAACAUCAGUGUAGUAGUGUGUUUGUAACGCCCUGGCGACUUCUACCUCAAGUCCGUGUAUCCGGCCCACUGUAAGGGGUUCAUCAUGAAUGUUGCACAAACGAAUUAGAAAUCUCAUGGCCGGUUUGUUAAAAUUGCGCGAGGUCCGACCCAGUGAGCAUUCAUCAAACGCACGCACACACACACACGCAGACACGCACACACACACACACACACACACACACACACACACACACACACACACACACACACACACACACACACACACAUACAUAUCCAUACAUACCGUAAAAUGGGUGAAUACAUGACCCAGAUUUCGAAACAAAAGUCACAUAUAUUCCGAGAUCGUAAAGAAAAAGAAGAAAAAAAAAACGUAAGCGCAGAUGUCGACGCACUUGUUUUCCCACAAUGCUUCGCGCGUCGUCUGCUAGCGUCGUCUGCUUCUCCCGAAGGCCUUUCACGUGGACGGCGCAUUCAGGUUCCCCGUAAAAAUGGCGAUUUGUAGAUCUGUGGGGGCGUUUGGGUGCUCUAACCUUUGCCGCAAUGAAAAGGAAGGGGAAGAUAAGAUGCUAAGGUUUUCCCAUAAACAAGGAAAAGUUCGUAAAAGAGUGAUUUACUGACAAAAAAGAAGGUAAACAGAUCUCAGCAUUCGGAGAGAGUGUGUCUACAUCACUUAGGAAAGUUAAUUGGAUCAGGUCAUACUCUUAAGCCCCACCUAUUGAGCUUUUCGAUUGGUUGCAUCCCUAAGCUCCGCCUUUGACUCCACCCCUAACCCCUCCCACAAUUCAUGUCUGCCUGGCCGAAGGGGUACCAGGCGGUGAAACGGGUCAGUCAGACUUGGACUGUCGACAACAUAGCAUUAACUUGCUGACAGCAGUCUUUCCACAGGAGGCGAAGCAGGAGCAGGAGAUGGCGGGUCUCGUGUCAGCAGGCAGCGCCCUCCUCCUGCUGAUGGCGUUGUCGACCGCCCCCGCAACGGAAGCCAAUGACCUCGACCGCUGUUACUGCGUCUCGGAAUUCAACGAAACUCUGCGGGCCAAAAUCGCCGCCUUCGACCCGCCCCCGAGCCCGCCCGCGAACCAGUACGUGGGCGUGGAGCCGAAAGCCGACGACGUGUUCCAGUCCUGUUUCUGUCAGGAUGUGACCCGCGUCCAGCUGGUAGUGUCCGUGACCUCGAGCGAUUGGGUGACGCUCGCAGGGACCGCGGAAAACCAGGUCACACUCGCCAACAACAUCUCGGACACGUUGGAGUCAUACCUUCCGACUCUGCGAAGUGUCUCAGAACUUCAGUACACACUCGAUAGGUUCAGCAGCGUGACCUACAAAGACACCACGAAUACGGAGGUCAACUUCGACGUAGAAGUGUUACUGAGAGGUCACCGUGACCAAUCUGUGGCGGAUAAGCUGAUGGCGGCCGUGCGCGACGAGCUGACCAAGGACGACCUGGCCUUCAAAACGGACGCCAUGGUUCCUAUGCACUGAGCACCACCCGGGACG